Molecule: messenger RNA, 2174 nt
Organism: Musca domestica (house fly)
Lineage: Eukaryota; Metazoa; Arthropoda; Insecta; Diptera; Muscidae
Product: zinc finger transcription factor lin-29
Exons: 3
Coding region: 292-1326 (344 amino acids)
Source: RefSeq, a predicted model, not a curated record
ACCGUUAUUGGUGCAUCGUUUGCUUUCAAUGGUCGGUGUAUUUUUUCUGAAAGAAAUUUUCUGCAAAAUUUUGUCGUUUAUCAAAUUCAAAACAAAGUUCAUUAUUAUUAAGAAUAUGUUUGUUCGGGAGUAGUUCGCGGCCGCGUAUACACGUUUCAAAUGACACAAAAUCGGGACUGUGUGAUGUGAAUUUCUGGCGUGCGUUUGUGUUUUGAAUUAACAUGUUUAUGAAUGAAAUUCUAGUUUGAGGGCAAAGCGUUUUAUAGUUAUUAGAAAAAAAUCCUUGUCAAUAUGAGAAUUCUGCGUUCCCAGUACUUGCAGUUGCAAGGAAACCUUCAUCAAUCAACAACAACAACAACAACAACAACGAAUGGAGGCACCAUUCGCCCCACAAACAAACAACGACAACAGCAACAGAACACCACACACACCUUUCCAUCGUGUGUGACCAACAAUUCUUAUAAUCUUCGAAAUUUACCCCGAGGCAAAAAUAACAAUUGCUUUAACAAAAGCAAUAGUAGUAAGCAUAAUGAACAUAACGCUUGCCAUUACACAACUGUCAGUGGAUACUCAUUGAGACAAACACAAAAUCGAAACCAGCGGGUUGGCAAUGUUACCAGAAAUGUAAUGGUAACCCGUAGUAUUGCCCAGCGUACAACUUCGGUUUACCGGCAAAAUAGAAAAGUUUCUGUUAGCUCAACAGAAUCAUACGAUUCCACAACUUCAUCCGAACCACAGUCAUCAUCAUCUACUUCAUCCAGCCACACUUCGGCCAGUACAAAGUUGUCUUCUUCAGAUAGUCAUGGAACGGCAUCUUCUUCCAGCAGGGCACUAACCCAAUCAUCACUGAUAUCCAAUGUUCCAUCCUCAGGCUAUGAAACGUUACAGCGCAGUAAUAAACAGCAGAUAGCGCAGAAAGAAUGUAUUAAUAAAGCCAUAACACAAGCCAACUUUCAACAUUUACAUAUUAAAUUUUCCAAUGUACCCGCUGGUAUAGGCAAAAUUAAUGUCAAUGUUGAGUUUACCGACAUAAGUCCACAGUGGUUAACUACAGUCUAUAAUUCAUAUGAAAAUAAUUUCUGGUAUAAAAUACCGCGAAAUGAUGUGCAGAGCAAAAGUCGUUGGUUUUUUCUGUGCAAGUUUUGUGAAAAAAUGUUGGCAUCUUUUCUUUCAUUGAAAAAUCAUCUAAAUACACAUCUAGAAUUGUAUCCAUACAAGUGCAAGUUGUGUUCCAAAGCAUAUGCUGGUCGAAAUGGAAUAACAAAACAUUUACGAAGUCUGCACAAUAUUCCAACAGAGAAAUACAAUGUAUUUAUUGGACAAUAGUUCAGGAUGUACUACUGGUAAUUGUAUAAAACGAAAAAAAAAAAACAGAGGUCAGGAACCUGCUUUCAUUUUGAUAUAUUGUUACAAAUUAUUGAACCUAUUUGUAUAUAUGUAAUUUAUGUUGGGGCCUAAUUGCGAUUUGAUUUUUUUAAGAGUCUCCAUACCAUUGUGAAAAGUUUAUUAUACUUGCGGCAAGUAUAACUCUCUAAUGUAAAUCAGAACUUUGACUUGACUAUACAAAACCAUACAAAUUGACAAUUGUACAAUAAAAUACAUAGUUUUAAAAAUACUUACAAUUUCACCAAUCAUAAAAGAUUAAACAGUCAACAUAUCAUUUAUGAAUUUCUUAAAUGUUUGCAGACUGCUUCCAGGACAAUAUACAGUAAUAACGGAUAUUUGGUUUAACCAUAAUAUAUCUUCAUAGGCAUUUGUCAUCAUAUUUAAUGUGCAAAAAAAUUUAACCAUGAGAAAUACCACAAUAAGUUUUUUACUUUAUAUUAACCAAAAUUUUUUUUGGGAAAUACUGAACUAAUUUUCUGAAAAAUAUGUAUUUUUAAGAAAAUCACUUACAUCUAUUUUUUAGAAUAUCGUCUAAUUUUGACCUCGGACUUAAAUAGUAUAUGACACAUAACUAGCCAUAGUGUACAAGGAAUCCAUUUUUUAUUGACAUUUGUAUAUUGGUACACACACUUAUUUAUAUAACAAUUGACUAAACAUCAAUCAUUUCAUUGACUUUUAUAGAAUUGUAUACUGAAUAAUUUUUAUUUGAUUCUAAGUAUUGUACAAGUUACAUUUAAAUUUUACAUAUGAACUUUUUCUUUUUAAUUGUACAAUAAAACAUUCGUUUA